Molecule: messenger RNA, 420 nt
Organism: Meloidogyne enterolobii
Lineage: Eukaryota; Metazoa; Nematoda; Chromadorea; Rhabditida; Meloidogynidae
Source: the annotation of a GenBank genome assembly
AUGUCUUUGGACCUGCCAUUAUUUCCAAAAAAUAUAGAAGAAAUGUGUAUUGUCCAUUAUUGGCUAGACAAACUUUUUCGUUGUGGUUAUGAAGAGGCCGAAUUUGACAAUAUUAUAUUCAACCCAGUCUUAAUUAAAUUACUCUUUGAAAAUGAAGUAAAGGAACUUAAUGCAAAAGAAACUACUUUAACAUAUUUAUUUGCUAAUUUUGAACUUGAAGCAAUGAAAUUUAUUAAAGAUCAUUUGAGGGUUUUUAGUAAAUUUUGUGUUGGUUUUUCUUUGUGUGAUAAUACGGAACAGUGUAAUGGAAUUAUUAUGGAUAUUUUAAACGAAGGAGCUAGAUUUCCUUAUGUUUGUAUAACUACAAGCUUGCAUCCUUCAAUACUUGAAUUAAUCGAAAACGUAAGAAAAAUACCAUAA